Messenger RNA from Heteronotia binoei (common prickly gecko), 2313 nucleotides. RefSeq names its product engulfment and cell motility 3 (gene ELMO3). The record is from RefSeq and is a predicted model, not a curated record. The coding region runs from base 61 to 2217 and encodes 718 amino acids. The transcript has 20 exons. Gene Ontology annotation, biological process: cell motility; actin filament organization. Lineage: Eukaryota; Metazoa; Chordata; Lepidosauria; Squamata; Gekkonidae.
UCUUGACACCUUGUUCUCUUCCAGGAGGUGCUUUGAAGUGGAAACGGGACCAGCGGGACCAUGCCGCCCUCCAAGGAUGUUGUGAAAAUUGCAGUCCAGAUGAUGGGAGCCAUCCCGCAGCUCAUCGAACUCAACCAGGCAAAGCCCUUGUCUGCGGUUGUGAAAGAGGUUUGCGACGCGUGGAACUUGAAUAAUUCGGAGCGUUACGCCUUGCAGUACGUAGAUGGCCAGCAGGCCUACAUCACAGAGUCGAACCGUGGAGAGAUUAAGAACGGGAGUAUCCUGCAACUGACCACUGCGCCGGAUCAUGAGGCGGUGAAACUAUACAGCGGGAUCCAGAGCAACCACGUCAACGUAAAGACUGACUCUUUGAAGAAGCUGGCCGGCCUUUCUCGAGAUGUCGCUUUCGCUCAGGAAUUCAUUAGCAGGAAUGGCCUGAACCAGCUCUUCCUCAUUGUGGAAGAGGAGAACAAUACAGGGGAAACUCUAGCGUAUGCUCUCAAGGCCUUCAUGGAGCUGAUGGAACAUGACUUUGUUUCCUGGGAGACUCUCAGUCCCACCUUCAUUAAAAAAAUUGUGAGCUACGUCAAUGUUGCCUCGAUGGAGCCCUCCAUCCGGCAGAUUUCGCUGGCCAUCUUGGAGAACAUGGUGCCCACCAGUCGCUCGCUCUUUGAGCUGGUCAAGCACGAAGUGACUCUGGACCGCCUCAUUGCUCUUCUGCAAGAGAUGAUUCAGCCACUGCAGCUAAAAGCUAUGGCACUUCUUAUUGCUCUGCUGCUCAACGCCAGUGAACCAGAAAGGAGGGACAUGAUGGACUAUCUGGGGGAGAAGAACCUUCGGCAAUUUAUUCAUAAAAACAUCAUCCAUGCCUCGGAGCCAAUCGGUGAUGAAAUGGCCCAUUACCUCUACGUGCUGCAGUGCCUCACCGUGAACCUUCUGGAACAUCGAAUGAGGACUCCCAUGGAUCCUUAUUCACAGGAGCAAAGGGAGCUUCUACAGUCACUGCGCCACACUGCCUUUGAGUCGGAGAACGAGUCUUCCACUGGCAGCUUCAGCACUGAACGCCGGCGCUCUCUGUGCGCCAAGGAAUUCCGCAAGCUGGGCUUUGUGAAUAACAGUAAUCCUGCAAUGGAUUUGCACCGCAUCCCUCCUGGGCUUCUUGCCCUAGACAGCAUGGUCUACUUCUCCAGACACUUCCCUAGUGCCUACAGCCGGUUUGUCCUUGAGAACAGCAGUCGAGAAGACAAGCACGAGUGCCCAUUCGCCCGGAGCAGCAUCCAGCUCGCCUUCAUGCUCUGCGAGAUCCUUCAUGUGGGGGAGCCUUGCUCGGAGACAGCCCAGGCUUUCUACCCCAUGUUCUUUGGCCAAGAACACUUCUUUGAGGAGCUCUUCUGCAUCUGCAUCCAGCUGCUGAACAAGACCUGGAAGGAGAUGAGGGCGACCCAGGAAGAUUUUGACAAGGUGAUGCAGGUGGUUCGGGAGCAGAUCACCAGGACCCUGACCCUGAGGCCCACUUCCCUGGAACUCUUCAAGAGCCGAGUGAACGCGCUGAACUACAGUGAGAUCCUGCGUCUCCGGCAGACAGAACGGAUGCACCAGGAGGAGAUUUUAGCGGCACCGGUCCUGGAAUUGAGAGAGCAGCUGAAACCGGAACUUCUGAAGCUGAUCCAACAGCAGAGGCUCCUGCAUCUCUGCGAGGGAACCCUCUUCCGCAAAAUCAGCAGCCGGCGCAGGCAGGAUAAGCUCUGGUACUGUCGCCUUUCUCCCAACCACAAAUUUCUGCACUAUGGAGACGUUGAAGAAGGCAUAGAAAGCCCACCCAUCGAAAGCCUGCAGGACAAAGUUCCUGUGACAGAUAUGAAAGCACUCUUGGUUGGUCGGGAAUGCCCACAUACAAAGGAAAAGAGCUCCGGCAAGCAGAACAAGGAUCUCCUGGACCUUGCCUUUUCCAUAAGCUAUGACGUUGGGGAGUAUUUGAAUUUCAUCGCUCCAACGCGGUACGAGUUCUGCCUGUGGACAGACGGGUUGAACGUGCUUCUGGGCCGGGAAAUGGUGAGUGAGCGCACUCAGACCGACCUGGACAUCUUGCUGUCGAUGGAGCUGAAGCUGCGGUUGCUGGACCUAGAGAACAUUCCCAUCCCAGACGCCCCACCCAUCGUCCCAAAGCCCCCCAGUAACUUAAAUUUCUGCUACGAUUUCACCCAUAUAGAACAGUGAAGGCUGCUGCCUCUUCCAGGCUGCCCUUGGUCUGCAGCCGUCCCGCGGCUUCUCAGAUUCUCUGGCUGAUCUUCCACACCGUGGGUUGGUUGGAAG